This is a messenger RNA of Leishmania major strain Friedlin, 3894 nucleotides long. RefSeq names its product putative protein kinase. NCBI's taxonomy places the organism in Eukaryota, Euglenozoa, Kinetoplastea, Trypanosomatida, Trypanosomatidae. Gene Ontology annotation, biological process: protein phosphorylation. The transcript has a single exon. The record is from RefSeq and is a predicted model, not a curated record. The coding region runs from base 1 to 3894 and encodes 1297 amino acids. Gene Ontology annotation, molecular function: protein kinase activity; ATP binding.
AUGUCCUUGCCGGAGGCAGUACGGCAUUGGAAUGCCGUCUGCUGUCAUCAUCACCAACUGUUACUCUUGCGCCACAUGGAGGAGCGAUACAUCGAGCUGGACUUGUUCACGGGGGCACCGCUUGAUAGCAUUCAUCUGAAGGCUGACAUGACGGCGGCGGUAUCAGCGGAGAUGCUGGACUCAACAUCGUCUUUGGACAUCUCGGCUCACAGUAUCUACUCGUCCCUCAGUGACGGCAGCGGCACCGACGUGACCCGUGACAGCUGUACUAGCAUCUCUGAUGCGAACGGCGACGGGUUACCGCGUGCGGUGCUGUCGCUGACAACGCAGCGCUAUGCGACACUGAUCAUGCAGGCGACAGUGUCCCGUUCCCUAGCGACGAUCACCAAGAAGAGGAAGACAAGGAAGGAAGCGAUGGCCGCUCCGACACGGAAAGCAGCUCACACGUGCCUGGCAAAGCUGGCCGCACCAGUGAUUCAGCUCGGCCUGACAUGGCACACCCCCAGACAGCGCGUACACAACGACCUUUCGUUCUCCGAUGCCGAUGAUGAGGCUGUGGUGGAGAGACAGCAGGGCAAAGCAGAACUGCUGGCCGCGUCUCAAGGCUCGGCUGCGCGAUCAUUCUCGUCGAUCAGCAGCGAGAACACGUUGCACCACGGUAGCACAAGCGCGUCGGACAUCGACAUGGAUGUCAUGGCGGGCCGCAAGCAACUCCCCCCGCAGUACCACUUUCUCCGCGCGGUCAGUCCUACACCGUCGUCGUCUGCCAUCUCGGCAACCUCGCCGAGAGGCAUCCGCAAUAAACCAACGAAGUGGUCGAGAGAAAAGCCUGCGAGGCACAAAUAUGCGGGCACUGACAAGAGUGCGGACUCAUCUGUAGGACGCGAAGCAGUGCCGCAUGAAAUCCCGGUGCGGUGCGGGCCGGGCGGAUGCGUGUACAGAGCCGUGAGUGCAACGCUUGACAGCUUUACCGCCGCCGGAAACGGUGAGGCGGCGCCUCCGCAGUUUCUUCUUCUUCUGCAGCUGCCUCUCCCUCUUGUGGAGGCAUUCUGGGUGAGGCUACCGUCAUCCUCCACAUCGGGGAGCUCACAGAGCGGCGUCGACGGGGCGGGUCGACGCCGCGCAGGUGAGCAAUCUAUGUCCGCCGUCGAGCUGCGGCGUGUGCCAUGGCUUCCACGUGACGCUUGCAGUCUUAGGGCUGCCGAGCUGGCGGUUGACGCACCGAUAGGUGCCUCCAGCGCAUCGGAAGCGCGAACGACUCUGCGUGGAUUUGUCCUUGAGGCGUCAGAGGUACCCUCGGCGCGAAUUGCGAUGUCUACCGGGUUCCCGCGUGUCUUGCGCGCACUUUCUGCUUAUGACGUGCUUAGCGCUAGGAGUACGGCUGUGCGUAGCGCCUGGCUUGCGCACGAUAGACGGGGUAACCGCAGCCCGUUUAGCGCCUCGUUCGACGCGGGGGAACGCGAGCGGGCUGCUGGAGCGGCAGCAGCCCCGGAGCAUCGCAGUGGCACCCGCGCCGUGCACACCAAAAGCUUUUCGACACCCUUUCCCUACGAGAGCAACAAGAAGAGCAGCAGCAUCACUCACGUCAUCAGCCCGCCGACGCGUCGCUACAUCCCGGAAGCCAGUUUCUUCGACGAAAACUUCGAGCCGCUCAUGCUGCUUGGCCGCGGCGUCGGUGGGGCGGUGCUGCUCGCGCGACAUCGCGUCACCGGUGUCUUCUACGCCAUCAAGGUGCUGGUCGCCCGCGACUACGAGAGUGAGCGCGAUAUUCUGCAGGAGGUGCGGAUUCAUGCGAUGUUGGAGAAUCGUCACCUGGUGCGCUACCACACCUGUUGGUCCGAGGUCAUUUCCGCCACUCGUGCGCAACAGCUAGCGUUCAUCGGUGUGUGCCACCCGUACAAGGCAAAUUUGGGGCGCUGCAAGCGACUCAACUCUGCAUCCUCUUCCUUGCCCAUGACGGCUCGACAGAAUGCACGCGACGGCACCUCGCAUUCUCCCACCAACUCAGACACAGACAUUCUCGACAGGUCGCAGUCACGCAGUGCGCCGAGCGGGUGGCAUCAUCUGAUACACCCAAGCCUUUCGAGCAUGAUGCUUCUGGGAAGCGAUUCAACAAGUGGGGCGGUAACGCCGGAAAAGACGCCGAUGCGAUCGCAUCCGCGACUCCGCGGCGACGACCGGAGACGACUCAUCGUGGAUGAAUUCGCUGACGAUUUGACUGACGAUGACGGAGACGCGGUGCCUGCAGGCCAGGCGGAGAAGCGGCAGGGCGAGGCAGGUGAUUGUUUGAGGCACUCGGGCACAGGCAUCUCUCCGCCUACAAAGAUAGGGUCGCAGCCAUCACGGCGCCCUCUCACCUUUUCGUCGACGUCUUCUCCGUCUGCGCGGGGCACGCGUGCUUUCCUCACUGCGCAUCGGCUACGCAAGCAGCUGCCAAACACCUCUGUCCUCAGCCCCGGCCCUUCCUCUGCCGCCUCGGACGGCGUGAGCGGCACCACUGUUCAGGACGUCGCCGACAGCGAGGGAAAAGAUUUCGAGACCAUUUGGGAUGACGCUCAAGGGUGUGACAGCGACCGUAGCGAGGGUAGCGGCGACGGCUACGGCAGCAGCCAGCGGCCUGAAGAGAACACCAUCAUUGGCACACGGGUUGUAUUCCUGCAGAUGGAGCUGUGCCAGGGGACUCUUGCUCAGUACCUCGCUUCUCGCACUUCCAUUGAUCGCGUGGAAAACUUGAUCAUGGCCAUACAGGUUGUGGCGGGGCUGCGGUACCUGCACCAUCGCGGCGUUCUGCACCGUGAUGUGAAGCCGACGAAUGUCUUCAUGAAUUACCGGUGCCAGUACGACAAGGAAGUCCACCAGACGAAUUUGUCGAGCACGAGCGAUGUGGAUGACGGCUCUGAGGAUGAGGAUGACACGAGGAGUUUCUGGGGUUUUCCAGGGUCGGCCGCCUCUCGGUCUGGCGCUUCGGCAGCGUGGCACGGUGAUCGUAGCAAUGAGGCCUGUGUACCUUCCCCGUCUUCAACGCUUACCUUGUGUCGGCAUCACUCGAGCUCCUGCCCGCUGAAGCUUGCGUCCAGUGGCUGCGGCCCGAGCGUGUCUUGUGCACCGCGGCGAUCUUCAAUUGUGCCCCCUAUCAUGCAGGAGCUGUUCCGUGCUGCCUCCUCUCUCACGUCCGGUUGGAAGGCGGAGACGACCAUGACGUCGCUGGACAACUUGCCUUCAUGGGAUGGCGAGCAGGCAGCGGUCGAUUUUGUCAUGCACCCGCCUCACCGCAUGGCUACUGAGAUGCUGCAGGAGCGACUGCUCCGGCGGCCACCACCACCAGCGGCUCGCCAGCGCUCCAGCUCGAAGUGCGAGGUGGAGGAGGAGGAGACGGCCGCCGCGGGUGCGACUAUGCCGCUUGUGCAGUCCGAUGGUGGUCGACACUUUCUUCGCCGUCUUGCGAGCUGGCUGCUCCACCGCUUCGUGCACGUACAGCUGGGUGAUUUGGGGCUUGCUAAGUUCUUGUACCAGCAGGAGGUGCGCGUGGACGAUUUUGUUUCCAUGAACGCGAUCAACACGAUCGGCGUCGGCUCCCCGCUCUACGCGAGCCCGGAGCAGCUCAAAGGCAACCGGUGCACACCUGCCUCAGACGCCUUUUCGGUUGGCGUUGUGUUAGCGGAGAUGUACCUUCAGCCCAAGACCAUCGCGGAGCGUUUGACGGUGUUGCGUGAGGUGCGCGAGGGGGUCUACCGCGACAAGGUGCUGCUUGCCCAGUUCCCUGAGCUGAAGCUGGUGCGGCGCUUAACUGAGACACAGCCAGAGCGCCGCAUGACACUCGCCGCGGUCCACAGAGCCCUCAGAUCCUUUCUUGAACAAGCACUACAGGACGAGUUGUACCGCCACUACGAGUAG